AUGGCCACCAAGACCGAUAUCGUUCUCUACACGGCGCAGACGCCUAACGGAAUCAAAGCGUCCAUUGCGCUCGAGGAGCUCGGUCUUCAAUAUGAGGUGUAUAAUAUCAAAAUGAUGGACAAUGAGCAAAAGGAGCAAUGGUUCCUGGACAUCAAUCCCAAUGGCCGAAUUCCCGCUCUGACAGACACAUUCAACGGCAAGAAGAUUCGGGUUUUUGAAAGCGGCGCCAUCUUGGAGUAUCUCGUGGACCGGUAUGACAAGGACCACAAGAUUUCGUAUCCCAAGGACUCGGCGGAGCAUUGGGAAGUCAUCAGCUGGUUAAUGUGGCAGAUGGGUGGUCUUGGGCCGAUGCAAGGCCAGGCAAACCACUUCAAGAGAUACGCCCCCGAAAAGAUUGAAUACGGCAUCAACCGCUACGGCAACGAAACUCGCCGUCUGUACCGCACCAUGGACGACCACCUCGCCAAGUCGUCCCACGGCUUCCUGGUCGGCGACCGCGUCACCAUUGCGGACAUUUCAUGCUGGGGAUGGGUCGCUUCUCACACCUGGGCGGGCGUCUCGCUCAAGGAGUUUCCCCAUCUGGAGAAGUGGCUGAACACGCUGCUGCAGCGACCUGGCUUUGAAAAGGGGCGCCAUGUGCCGAAGCAGCAUACUGCGUUUGACAACGACAAAUUGAGUGAGGAGGAGCUGGAUAAGAAGGCUGAGUCGUCGAGGAAUUGGGUGCAGAGCGGGAUGAAGGCGGAUGCGCAGAAGUGA
Messenger RNA from Pochonia chlamydosporia 170, 756 nucleotides. RefSeq names its product glutathione S-transferase II. Bases 1 to 756 code for a protein of 251 amino acids. The transcript is spliced from 5 exons. The record is from RefSeq and is a predicted model, not a curated record. NCBI's taxonomy places the organism in Eukaryota, Fungi, Ascomycota, Sordariomycetes, Hypocreales, Clavicipitaceae.